This is a messenger RNA of Hemibagrus wyckioides, 2516 nucleotides long. It is a transcript of the gene masp1, whose product is annotated as MBL associated serine protease 1. Gene Ontology annotation, cellular component: blood microparticle; extracellular region. The coding region runs from base 104 to 2335 and encodes 743 amino acids. The record is from RefSeq and is a predicted model, not a curated record. Gene Ontology annotation, biological process: complement activation; zymogen activation. Gene Ontology annotation, molecular function: calcium ion binding; serine-type endopeptidase activity. The transcript has 12 exons. Lineage: Eukaryota; Metazoa; Chordata; Actinopteri; Siluriformes; Bagridae.
UGUAUGUGUGUGUGUGUGUGUGUGUGUGUAUGUGUGUGUGUGUGUGUGUGUGUGUGUGUGCGUUUGUGUGUGUGUAGGAAACCCUUUUCACGCACCGCAGCUCAUGGAUCUAAGACGCAUCACAGUGGCAGUGCUUCUCCUGUGUAUGAGUGCAGCGUGGGCCCGAGUGCUCCUGCUCUCAGACAUGUAUGGAACCAUGCACUCGCCGGGCUUUCCUGAGCCGUAUCCAAAGGACAGUGAGGUCCAGUGGAAUAUCAGCAUUCCGGAAGGAUAUCAGAUUCGCCUCUACUUCAUGCACUUCGACAUCGAACCAUCUUACCUGUGCGAGUACGAUUAUGUAAAGGUGUACUCACAGAGCGAGGAGCUAGCAGUAUUUUGUGGAAGAGAGAACACGGACACAGAACGGGUUCCUGCUGACGAUGUUAUCUUAUCACCAGGGAACAUUCUCAGUGUGGCAUUUCGCGCCGACUUUUCCAACGAGGAGCAUUACUCUGGGUUUGAAGCGCACUACAGUGCAGUGGAUAUAGACGAGUGUAGAGAUAAAAACGAUGAAGUCAUGGCCUGUGAUCACUUUUGCCAUAACUAUAUCGGAGGCUACUACUGCUCCUGUCGAUAUGGACACCAGCUUCAUUCUGAUAAUCGAACGUGCAAAGUGGAGUGCAGUGACAGCGUGUACACCGAGGCUUCUGGACUGAUCACCAGUGCAGAUUUUCCCAAGCCAUACCCAAAAAGCUCGGACUGUCUCUACCGAAUCAACCUGGAGAAGGGUUUCUCUGUCACUCUGGAAUUUGAUGACACCUUUGAUAUAGAGGAUCAUCCCGACGUUACCUGCCCCUACGAUCACAUCAAGAUUCAGGCAGGAGAGCGAGUGUUAGGCCCGUUCUGUGGAGACAGAUCACCUGGUAGGAUCCAGACAGGAAGUAACAUUGUGAGCAUCCUGUUUCACAGCGAUAACUCAGGAGAGAACUUGGGCUGGAAGCUCACCUACACUUCGACAGGCAGUGAAUGUGCAGCUCCUAUUCUGCCACCUAAUGGACAGAUUGAACCACUACAGUCUAAGUACUAUUUUAAAGAGCAUAUCACGGUGACCUGUGACCCUGGAUACUUACUGCAAAAGGAUGGAGAAGAGUUGAAGCAUUACCAGAUAGAGUGCCAGGAAGAUGGGAAUUGGAGCAGCCGUGUACCUCUGUGUAGAAUGAUUGACUGUGGUCCUGUAGAUGUAUCUUUAGGAGACGUGGUGUAUGCUAAUGCCAGCAACAGUACUACCUUUGGAUCCAGGAUCCUGUACAGCUGCAAGAGUUCACCUGGAGAACAGAGUACAUAUACGUGUGAUUGGAGUGGUGUGUGGAAGAAUGAGGAAGGAAACAAGCUACCUACAUGCUAUCCAGAUCUGUACAAUAGCACACAGUCGGAUUCUGAAUUCCAGUCGCCCAGUACGACAGCUAAAGCCCAAGCAGCAUGCGGCGAGGAGUCACGGCCCUUCCCAUCCAUCCAGAAGCGGAUUGUAGGUGGACGUGCAGCAUUGCCAGGUCUUUUUCCCUGGCAGGUGCUUCUGUAUGUAGAGGACACAUCCCGGGUUCCAACGGGUCGCUGGUUUGGUAGCGGUGCUCUCCUGUCCCCAUCGUGGGUGCUUACGGCUGCUCACGUGCUCCGCAGACAGCUCCGGGACAUGUCGGUUGUUCCAGUGGCUCCCGAACACGUGCAGGCUACACUGGGGCUCACGGACGUCCGAGAUAAAUCACUAGCCAUCAACCGCUCCAUUGAGAUGCUUAUCCUCCAUCCAGAAUUUGACCCGCGCAACUACAACAACGACAUCGCCCUGGUCAAACUUAGCCAAGAUGUAGUACUGACUGAGCUAGUGAAGUCUGUUUGUUUGCCCCCACCGUGGGUCAAAGGUCAGACUCGUACCCCCUUGCCUAACACGCUAGGCGUGGUUGCUGGUUGGGGGAUCAACAUGCCUAAUAGCUCUGCCUUGGACAACGGGAUAACCUUUGAUCUUGGUGUCGUGUCGGAGGUACUGCAGUACGUGAAAUUGCCGGUUGUUGCUCAGGAAGAGUGUGAAGCCAGCUACACCUCGCGUUCUGCAAGCUACAACAUCACCGAAAACAUGUUCUGUGCCGGGUUCUACGAAGGAGGACGCGAUACGUGUUUAGGGGACAGCGGGGGUGGAUUUGUAAUGAAGGAUCCCCACAGUGGGAGGUGGGUGGUGCAGGGUCUCGUGUCUUGGGGCGGGCCAGAGGGAUGCGGUAGUCGGCAUGUGUAUGGGGUGUACACCCGAGUGGCCAACUACGCCAACUGGCUGCACAAAACCAUGAACACAGAGUGCUGGUGGUGACAGACGCAGGCAUCCGGGGGGAUUUUUCAGUCUUCAUGUGUAUCUUUUCUUUUCUGUCUUUGAGUGUUUUUUUAACAGCUUUUACAUUGUAUAGGUCACAAUUUAUAUUUCAUCGUUAUUUAUGACUAACUGAAUCUAUAAACGUUUGGACGUGUAUCUGUUAACAGUGUCAUUUGAUUUU